This is a messenger RNA of Penicillium alfredii, 1260 nucleotides long. Its product is annotated as DHHC family palmitoyltransferase. The transcript is spliced from 6 exons. Gene Ontology annotation, cellular component: endoplasmic reticulum; Golgi apparatus. Lineage: Eukaryota; Fungi; Ascomycota; Eurotiomycetes; Eurotiales; Aspergillaceae. Bases 1 to 1260 code for a protein of 419 amino acids. The record is from RefSeq and is a predicted model, not a curated record. Gene Ontology annotation, molecular function: protein-cysteine S-palmitoyltransferase activity. Gene Ontology annotation, biological process: peptidyl-L-cysteine S-palmitoylation; protein targeting to membrane.
AUGGCGACCCCCGCGCAGAAGCGCGUCAAUGUCGCCGUCUCCAGAGUCAUCCCGCCCGUGCUUUUGGGCGCCGUCGUCUACGCCAGCUAUGCCGUCACCAAACCUUUAUGCAUUGACUACUUAAUCCAUCCUUUACCCUCGUACGAUCGAGCCCCCCGAGUCGGCGCGGGCGCCGCCAUCCUCGCCGUCUAUUAUGUUCUAUUAAUCCCGAUGGUUGUCACAUACCUCCGUCUGCUAUAUUAUGUUGCGUGGGAACCAGGUUAUCUCCCCUUGGGUGCGGAGCGUAUCCAGCAGGACGCGAAGGACGCGCAGGACUCGGAGUCCGAGAAGCCGCGUCGCAGGAAGAGCAGCUCGCGUAAGCCUCAAGAGCCGGAGAAAAACACCCAACCCGACGCCGACACAGAACGAGGCUUGGAUACUACCGCCGGAGGCAAGGCGUUUCAGCUCGAUCCACUUGGACUGGAGAGAUUCUACACCAAGGAUGUCUUCGUGUGCCAGCCGGACGGUCGGCCUCCGUAUUGUUCGUCGUGCUGCCAAUUCAAGACGGACCGGGCGCAUCACUGUCGAGAGGUAGAUCGCUGCGUGCGCAAGAUGGACCAUUUCUGUCCUUGGGUUGGCGGAGUCGUGUCCGAGACGUCGUUUAAGUUCUUUGUGCAAUUUGUUGCCUAUACUUUCGUUUUUUGUCUUUUUGCUCUCAUCGUGUCCGCUUACUUUACGGCGGAGUUGCGCCAUCAUCUGGGAGAAAUCAACGCACAUUGGUGUAUCUGCAUUGGACUGAGCGGACUCUUUGGUGUAUUCACCUUGGGAAUGACCCUGAGCAGUCUCCAACUAGCAAUGUUCAACCUCACCACAAUCGAAAACCUCAACCGGCGAUCCGCCGUCUGGACACUAGCCAUCCGCGUGCCGGACCACCUUCUCGACCAACUAUGGGCAUCCGAAUCCCCCUGGGCCCCAAACUUCCGCAUGCCCCAAACCAGCGAGCCCUCAACCAAAGAGCGCCACGUCUUUGCAAUCCUCCAAACCCAGCCGGGCGACAACCCGUUCAACCUCGGCAGCCCACUCGCAAACCUGCAGCAGGUGAUGGGGUACAGUGUCGCCGAUUGGCUACUUCCUCUGAAGCAGAGUCCCUGCGCCGAUCACAGCAGCUUGGAAAGUGCCUUUGCGCUGGGGCCCGUGGUGGCUCGCCUGAAACAGGAAGCCGGCUUGGUAGCACCGUCCCCCAACGGAUCGGGGUGCGGGUCUGCAACACCGACGGGUUGA